Molecule: messenger RNA, 363 nt
Organism: Parnassius mnemosyne (clouded apollo)
Lineage: Eukaryota; Metazoa; Arthropoda; Insecta; Lepidoptera; Papilionidae
Source: the annotation of a GenBank genome assembly
CUGUUUUCAUUCAUUCAGUCCGUUGAAACAUUCCUUAGUCUAUUUCAUUUCAUUUAUUUUGUUUUUAGUAAAGUGUUUUGUGAGGAGUCAUUCAUGACGGCGCCCGCGCGGCUGCCAUGGGCGCGGCGCGUCAUGCGUUCGCGAACGCGCCCGCUGAGGCUGCUGCUCGCGGCGCUGGCGCUCGCUUCUUGCGCCGCCGCACCCGCCCCCGAGCCGCGCGCCCAGCGUUCGGCGAACCUCAGCCACAUAACCGGCACAUCGCGCACAAUACAGAUGUUCCUCAAGAACCGCUAUCUCCAGCUGCUGCCCGAUGGCACCGUCAACGGCACCACAGACGGCAACAGCGUUUACAGUAAGUCAUAA